Cornus florida is the source of this 2237-nucleotide messenger RNA. Its product is annotated as probable sulfate transporter 3.4. NCBI's taxonomy places the organism in Eukaryota, Viridiplantae, Streptophyta, Magnoliopsida, Cornales, Cornaceae. The record is from RefSeq and is a predicted model, not a curated record. Gene Ontology annotation, biological process: transmembrane transport. Bases 85 to 2037 code for a protein of 650 amino acids. Gene Ontology annotation, molecular function: secondary active sulfate transmembrane transporter activity. The transcript has 13 exons. Gene Ontology annotation, cellular component: membrane.
UUCCUUUCUCUAUAAAUUUAAUUUGAAACCAAGUUUUAUGGUCUUAUCAACAAAAGCAACUUGUUGGUUGAUUUCCCAAAAAAAAUGGGUCCAAAUUCAAACACUUCAGGUGACGGGAUUCCUAUCAACAUCCCAACAGAGACAACAUCGCCACCUUUAGAGAUACACAAGGUGAAUUUACCGCCAAACAGAAGCCUUUUCCAGAAAUUCAGACACAGACUCUCUGAGAUUUUCUUCCCAGAUGAUCCUUUCUACAGAUUCAAGAACCAGACUUUGUUGAGAAAAUGGGUUCUGGGUAUUCAGUAUAUAUUCCCUAUUUUUCAAUGGGUGCCUCAUUAUAAUUUCAUACUCUUCAGAUCUGAUCUCAUCUCUGGACUCACCAUUGCAAGCCUCGCCAUUCCACAGGGUAUUAGUUAUGCAAAGCUUGCAGAUCUGCCCCCGAUAAUUGGACUUUAUUCAAGUUUUGUGCCACCAUUAAUAUAUUCUGCACUUGGGAGUUCUAGACAUCUAGGUGUUGGUCCAGUGUCAAUAGCAUCUCUAGUGAUGGGCACAAUGCUAAGCGAAUCGGUAUCUCCUAAGGAUGAACCAGACCUCUAUCUUAAACUUGCUUUCACUGCAACCUUCUUUGCAGGUUUAUUUCAAGCUUCUUUGGGUCUAUUUAGGCUAGGCUUCAUUAUCGAUUUUCUUUCCAAGGCCACUCUAAUUGGAUUCAUGGCUGGAGCAGCUAUCAUCGUGUCCCUGCAGCAGCUUAAAGGUUUGCUUGGGAUUGUUCACUUCACUAGCAAGAUGCAGAUAAUUCCCGUUAUGUCCUCUGUUUUCCAACACAGAAAAGAGUGGUCCUGGCAAACCAUAGUGAUGGGCUUCAGUUUCCUAAUAUUUCUACUCACAGCAAGGCAAAUGAGCUUGAAGAAGCCAAAGCUAUUCUGGAUUUCAGCUGCUGCUCCAUUGACUUCUGUCAUCCUGUCAACUCUUGUGGCGUUUCUCUUCCGAUCCAAAUUACAUGCCAUUUCUACAAUUGGCCGAUUGCCAAAGGGUCUGAACCCAUCUUCAAUAAACAUGUUAUUUUUUCAUGGUUCUCAUUUUGGCCUAAGCAUCAAAACAGGCAUUGUAACUGGGAUCUUGUCCCUCACUGAAGGAAUUGCAGUGGGAAGAACAUUUGCUUCUCUGCAAAAUUAUCAAGUUGAUGGUAACAAAGAGAUGAUGGCAAUAGGUGUCAUGAACAUUGCUGGUUCUUUCUCCUCAUGCUAUGUUACUACAGGAUCAUUCUCUCGAUCUGCUGUAAACUACAAUGCCGGAGCAAAGACAGCCUUUUCAAACAUAGUACUGGCAGCUUCAGUGCUUGUUACUCUUUUGUUUCUCAUGCCAUUGUUCUAUCAUACUCCCAACGUUGUUUUGGCCACAAUCAUUAUAACGGCUGUCAUUGGUUUGAUUGACUACAAUGCUGCGUUUCAGUUGUGGAAGAUUGAUAAGCUUGAUUUCUUGGCUUGCUUAUGCUCUUUUUUUGGAGUUCUAUUCGUCUCAGUGCAGAUGGGCCUAGCUAUUGCUAUUGGGGUCUCAAUAUUUAAGAUCCUGCUGCAUGUUACAAGGCCAAACACCAAUUUGUUGGGGAAUAUUCCAGGCACUCAACUGUACCAAAGUCUUAGUCGUUACGAGGAUGCUAAAAGGGUUCCAUACUUCAUCAUCCUUGGCAUUGAAUCUCCCAUCUAUUUUGCAAAUUCGACGUACCUUCAAGAAAGAGUAUUAAGAUGGGUAAGGGAAGAGGAAGAGAGGAUUCAAGCAAAUAAUGAGUGUACCCUGAGAUGCAUAAUUUUGGAUUUGACAGCUGUGACAGCCAUAGACACCAGUGGCAUCGACUCUAUAUAUGAACUAAACAAGACACUAGACAAGAGAUCACUCCAGCUAGUCUUGGUUAAUCCUGUUGGAGAUGUCAUGGAGAAGCUCCACAGCUCAAAAGUUAUUGAUUUAUUUAACUCUAACGGACUUUAUCUGACAGUUGGGGAAGCCAUUGCUGACAUAUCAUCUUCUUGGAAGACUUAAUUAAUUAGGCAUGAGAAGAUAUUAGAAUGAACUUAGAAGUUCAUCGCAACCUGUAUGUGUCACCCUAUAGUUUUGACUGUGUUACAAUGAGUUUUGUAAAAUAGAAAGCUCAAGAACUGCACUUACUCAAAAAUAAUAGAGAUUAUUAUUAUAAGCUAUACUCCAAGUGUGAAAGAAGGUUUAUCGCAAAAUCGACUUCU